AAAACCGGAUAACCAACCAACCAACCAUAUUUCUUCUCUUCUCCCCCAAAAUCCCAUCCGCAUAAUAUGAAACCAUUGUUAAACAACUUAACCAAAUGGUCCGCCAUUGCUAAACAAUCAUUCGAUCGAGCUGCCAUUGUCGCCAAGUUCCUAUGCCUCCUUCACGUCACCAACACCUACAUAUUCUCACCUACUCUCGUGUACGGGCCAAGUAUGUUGCCGACAUUGAAUCUGACAGGAGAUGUUCUGCUGUCGGAAUAUGUGUCGCAUAGGUUGGGGAAAGUGGGACCCGGUGAUGUUGUGUUGAUACAGUCCCCUGAAAACCCUAGGAAAAUGAUUACGAAACGUGUUGUGGCUAUGGAAGGUGAAACUGUUUCGUUUUUGGUUGAGCCUAGCCGUAGUGAUAGAUCCAGGACUGUUGUGGUGCCAAAGGGUCAUGUAUGGAUUCAAGGAGAUAACAUUUAUGCGUCUAAUGAUUCUCGGAACUUUGGUCCGAUUCCAUAUGGACUUAUUCAAGGCAAAGUAUGGUGUAGGGUGUGGCCGUUAGAUGGUUUUGGAUCGUUAUGACAUUAAAAUCAGCAGCAGCAGCAUGCCAUGGAAGUUCUUAAAGAGUUGAAAGGUAUUACUUCUGUCCGUCAUUUUUAGGAGCGCUGCUCAGGUAUUAUAUUUGCUCAACAGAUGGAAUGUAAGAACUCGAAUAAUCAACAUUACAAAACAAAGUUGCAUAUUUGAAUUAAAUUUUGUUGAUGAUGGUUAGAUCUUUCCGUA
Molecule: messenger RNA, 768 nt
Organism: Helianthus annuus (common sunflower)
Lineage: Eukaryota; Viridiplantae; Streptophyta; Magnoliopsida; Asterales; Asteraceae
Product: mitochondrial inner membrane protease subunit 1
Exons: 4
Coding region: 67-567 (166 amino acids)
Cellular component (GO): mitochondrial inner membrane peptidase complex; membrane
Molecular function (GO): serine-type endopeptidase activity
Source: RefSeq, a predicted model, not a curated record